Messenger RNA from Girardinichthys multiradiatus, 6088 nucleotides. RefSeq names its product adaptor related protein complex 1 subunit gamma 1 (gene ap1g1). Gene Ontology annotation, molecular function: clathrin-cargo adaptor activity. Lineage: Eukaryota; Metazoa; Chordata; Actinopteri; Cyprinodontiformes; Goodeidae. The record is from RefSeq and is a predicted model, not a curated record. Gene Ontology annotation, biological process: receptor-mediated endocytosis; intracellular protein transport; Golgi to vacuole transport. Bases 122 to 2593 code for a protein of 823 amino acids. Gene Ontology annotation, cellular component: Golgi apparatus; AP-1 adaptor complex; membrane coat. The transcript has 24 exons.
CUCCGCCUGCAGUAGAUGUGCUGAGGCUGGAGUAGCCACCAUUUUGCAUGUCUAGUGUGUUCGUCCCUCCAUUGGCAAUAGAGACGAUUCCAUUUCUUUUCUGGCAUCAUUACGGCUCAGAAUGCCAGCUCCGAUCAGACUGCGGGAGCUGAUCCGGACCAUCCGGACGGCGCGGACCCAAGCAGAGGAGCGUGAGAUGAUCCAGAAAGAGUGUGCUGCUAUCCGCUCAUCUUUCAGAGAGGAAGACAAUACAUACCGUUGCAGAAAUGUGGCAAAGUUACUUUAUAUGCACAUGUUAGGCUACCCAGCCCACUUUGGCCAGCUGGAGUGUCUGAAGCUGAUUGCAUCCCAGAAGUUCACUGACAAACGGAUAGGUUAUUUGGGAGCUAUGCUGCUUCUGGACGAGAGACAAGAUGUUCAUUUACUAAUGACAAAUUGCAUUAAAAAUGAUUUGAAUCACAGCACACAGUACGUCCAGGGCCUGGCUUUGUGCACUUUAGGCUGCAUGGGCUCUUCAGAAAUGUGUCGUGAUCUGGCAGGGGAAGUGGAGAAGCUGCUCAAAACAUCCAACUCUUACUUGAGGAAAAAAGCAGCAUUGUGUGCAGUUCAUGUCAUCAGGAAGGUCCCAGAGCUCAUGGAAAUGUUCCUCCCAGCCACAAAAAACCUGCUGAGUGAGAAGAACCACGGUGUUCUGCAUACAUCUGUUGUCCUCCUCACCGAGAUGUGUGAAAGAAGCCCUGAUAUGCUGACUCAUUUCAGAAAGAAUGAGAAGCUGGUUCCACAAUUGGUGAGAAUCCUCAAGAACCUCAUAAUGUCUGGAUACUCUCCUGAACAUGAUGUGUCAGGCAUAAGCGACCCUUUCCUGCAGGUGCGGAUAUUGAGACUACUGAGAAUUUUAGGCAAGAACGAUGACGACUCAAGUGAAGCAAUGAAUGACAUUCUUGCACAGGUUGCAACAAACACAGAGACGAGUAAAAAUGUAGGUAAUGCAAUCCUGUACGAGACUGUACUGACCAUAAUGGACAUCAAGUCUGAAAGUGGACUGAGGGUUUUGGCCAUUAACAUACUAGGUCGCUUCCUCCUUAACAAUGACAAAAAUAUAAGAUAUGUGGCAUUAACAUCUCUACUAAAGACGGUACAGACGGACCACAACGCAGUGCAGAGGCAUCGGAGCACAAUUGUGGAUUGUUUAAAAGACCUGGACGUCUCCAUUAAGAGACGUGCAAUGGAGCUGAGUUUUGCCCUCGUGAACGGCAACAACAUUAGAGGCAUGAUGAAGGAGCUGCUCUACUUCCUGGACUCCUGUGACCCAGAAUUCAAGGCCGACUGUGCAUCAGGAGUGUUUCUAGCUGCUGAGAAAUAUGCUCCUUCAAAAAGAUGGCACAUAGACACCAUUAUGAGAGUAUUGACAACGGCAGGGAGCUAUGUGCGAGAUGACUCUGUUCCCAACCUGAUCCAGCUCAUCACAAACAGUGUGGAGAUGCAUGCGUAUACUGUUCAGAGACUUUACAAAGCAUUGCUGGAUGACAUUUCACAGCAACCUCUUGUGCAGGUUGCAUCGUGGUGCAUAGGAGAGUAUGGAGACCUUCUGGUAUCAGGACAAUGUGAGGAAGAGGAACCCAUCCAGGUGACUGAGGAUGAAGUUCUGGAUGUGUUGGAAGGUCUUCUGGUGUCCAAUCUGUCCACGCCCGUGACCCGGGGUUAUUCCCUCACCGCCAUCAUGAAGCUAUCUACUCGUUUCAGCAGUGUAAACCGAAUCAAAAAGGUGGUUUCAAUAUAUGGGAGCAGCAUUGAUGUGGAGCUUCAGCAGAGAGCUGUGGAGUACAACGCACUUUUCAAGAAAUAUGACCACAUGAGGCCGGCUCUUCUUGAACGUAUGCCCAUUAUGGAGAAAACGGCUUCUAAUGGUCCCACAGAGAUCGUCCAGACCAAUGGGGAGACCGAGCCAUCUGCGGUGGAGCCGAAACAUCCACCACCUGUUACCCAACCAACAAACCAAGCUAAUGACUUGUUAGACUUGUUGGGCGGUAAUGACGUGGUGCCGGUAAUCCAGACUACGAUGCCCACAAAGCCUGCUUCAGCUGGGGGAGAGCUGCUCGACCUUCUGGGAGACCUCUCCCUAACUGGAGGUCCAGCACCUGUCCCUGCACCAUCAGUGCCCACUUCCCAGCCACCUUUCCUGUUGGACGGGCUGUCUUCACAACCCCUAUUCAAUGACAUUGCAGCUGCAGGUAUUCCUUCCAUGACUGCAUACAACAAGAAUGGUCUAAAAAUAGACUUCACAUUUGAGAGAGCUAACCCUAACCCAAACAUCGCCGUCAUCACCAUCCACGCCACCAACUCAACAGAGGCAGAAAUGACCGACUUUGUUUUUCAGGCUGCAGUACCAAAGACAUUCCAGCUGCAGCUCCUUUCCCCCAGCAGUAACGUUGUGCCCGCACUGAACCAGGGAACUGUAACACAGGUCAUCAGAGUCCUCAACCAACAGAAGCAACAACUACGAAUGAGAAUCAAACUUACCUACACCCACAAAGGCUCGGCUGUGCAGGACCUGGCAGAGGUUAAUAACUUCCCCCCACAGUCGUGGCAGUGAUGACCUGCUCCUGCUGCCUCUUAAAAAAAAAAAAAAAAGCCCCACCAAGGGAACUAUGAAAACGAUUUUUUGUUUUUUUCACCUCCCACUUUUCUUCCAACGGAUCCCCCUGUGACAUCACUGCAGCCCGAUGCCCUCGAGCUGCAUGGGAAGCAGCAGAUCAUCAACCACCGGAGAAUAGAACAGAUGUUACAAAGACCUUGUUGGCUUUACAAGAGUAAUUGGGGAAAACAUAUCAAUCAUCAAACUUUCUGUUUUUGCUCGUAAUUGAUCUCUUUACUUAGUAAGCUGAUGUGUUUUUCUCACACCCCUUCCUCCCAGCUCCAUCACCACACCCAGGAGGAUUCAUGUACACCACUCACUGUGGCACAUUUGUGCCACCCCUUUUUUUUAUAUAUAUCCUAAAAUGCAGUUUCAGGCACUUUGCUCCCUUGAUCGUUAGGAUUGGCUUUGCUUUCAGAUUUUUCUCCACAUUAACCAUCAUUCCUUCGAUGGCAGCAGGAAAAACUUUGAAACAGUCCCCAACUUGUUUUUUCUCCUCCACGCUGUCAGCGAUAUAACUUCAGAGUUGUAUUCAUCCUGAAUUACAUUAAUUUGCUAAAUGCAUGUGUGCUGGGGUCACAAUCACAUCUGGACUUCAGCUCCAAGGGGAUUUUCUGAUUCUGUUUGUAGACCACUUUAUCUAACUUUGUGGCUGGGUUCAGAGCAAUUCCCCUGAUCUAACACCUGCUCUGUAUGGAAUUGGCAGCUUGUAGAUCUGUAUAAAACAGUAAGUUUGAUGUAUUACAGUGAAUACAUGAUAUCUCUGAAAAUGAUCUGAAAACAAAUGGCAUUUGUGUUAGAGAGAGAUCUGUGUUUUAAACUUUUCCUGCAUCUGUGUCAUCAGUCUAGACUGCAAAAUGACUUGUAUUUCUGAUUUAUUUAACCUGGUUGAACUUGGUCACCAUGCUCACACAUGUAAAUGAAGCUUCUCAUGAAUGUAGUAACUUGCACUGAAUGCUUUUCUUUCCCCCCUCUUAAUUCUUCUUUCCAUGUCUGUCUUUGCUGGGGAUUCUCAUCUUAUCGGCACAGUUUUUGUGAGAGUGUGUUUAAAUUGAUUUAAUUUAUGCCUGCUAUCAAAGUGAUGUGCCUUUCUGACUUGGCUAGAUGAAAAAGGCCCUGCACCCCUAAGUAUUGAAUGAGCUUUGUUUGUUAGUAUGAUUACCGUGCUCACGCUGUGGGAUGGAUUUGAAUCAUUAUGUCACUUCGUUGAUGAGAACUAAAAUACCACUAAUCAGCGAGGCAAUGUCGGUCCGUGAUUUUGCGAAUUUAUUUCGUUUUGUCCGAUUUAGUUUUUUGUUUUUUUUAUAAAAAUAAAAGACUAUCAGAUUUAAAUCAUAUAAUCAAAGCAAAGUUAACGGCAGCUAAUGUAUGUAAACUUUGACGAGCUGGCUUAGAUUAUUUACUCCCAUCUAUCAACAGAGACCCAAUUGUUAGUGGAAAAGCUAAUGAAACAUUUAAUAUUUUAUUUUUAAAGCUCUCUUCACUCUCGUCAGAAUCUUAACCGGGCUGUCAUUGGGGAUAGUAACCUUAAUACCUCACUCUGUUUCUUUCUGUUAACGUUUAGUGGCAGUACAUCAGCAGCUUUGUUUAGUCACCAAAGGGCAGCGUCUGCAUGAAGAAACCUAGCAGCAGUGUGCACAUCUCAUUACUUAAGCCUCGCUAUGCCACGUUAAGAACCGCCGAUGUUCAGACAGGCUGUAUAACUCCUCUCACUUAUGCUUCACUGUCUUUUAACUUCUGUGACCAAAUCAGAGAUGUACUAUUAGCUUUGGAAAUAUUUUUGAGCUCAUAUGUGUAUAUGGAGAAAUCCUGUUGGUUGAACCUUUUCUUCUGUUUGUUGAUGAAUGCUAUAUUGGCUUUUUUCUGUACAUACGGAGGGCUUUUACAGUUGUUUGUCUAUUGUACUGUCUUUCAUCCUUCUUUUUUUUUUUUAGGUGUCAUUUUCUAAACAAAUUCCAACUCCUCACAAUGUACAUUGUCUAGAUAGUUAAUCGGCAUCGGCCUAAUGCGACUCCUCUGUAUCAUCACUCAUUCAUUGUAAAAGAUUUAUGAUCUGCUGCCUGUACAUUGUAUAUAGUUGUAAAACAAAAACGCUGAUCAAAUUAAAUAAAAUCCACAUAAAAGAUUAGUUGGAAGGUAUAAUUGUAUGCAUAUAUGUACAAAAGUAAUCUUAAAAGGAUGCAACAGAGCUCCUUUGGUUUACUAUUGAGUCAUGUUUCAGUCAUGUCCUGACGUCAUCAGGGAGGCGGGGUUGGGGUUUCUCUGAAUGGUGGGUUUAACACACGCCCUCUGAACGAUGCACUGUACUACUGGGGAGCAGCGACAGCCCCUCGACCACCUCAUGCAUCCAUGGCCUCUUGCAGAGCGGCUGUCUUGCCAAGAUGCAUCUCUUUCAUUUGGCCUUACAUGCACUCUUGAUCUUCUCUUCAACCUACAGUUUGUUUUGUGAAGCCCAUGUUGGUGUUUUGGUGUGUUUUCUCUCUUGCACCAUCCCAGUAAGCAAGGACACUAAUAGUGCCACGCCUGCAUUUGUUUUGUUUUUUGUCCAAGACCCCUUAUGGCCAGUUGGUUUGUUUUUAACCUGCAUGGCUCCACUGUCAUUCAAGAUCCAAAAUGAUGCUGUAAAAUGUGAAAGCUCAACAUUUUUGUAAUGUGAAUCAGAACAAUGUUCUACUCCUUUUAGAUCUUUUUUUAAUGGUUUUAUUUAAUCCGCUUCUGUUUAAUGGAGGCAAACCAGAUGAAGCAUGUGCUACACGGUAGGGAUCACAAGGGGGAGCUGUUAUAAAUGAAAGGCUGGCAGGGUGACAAAGGACGUUUCACACACCUAUUCCUGGAUGGUUUUUUUUGUGUGGUCUUAUUCAAAUUGUGUGUACCCUUUGUUAAUGACAUCAGAUCAGUUCUUUCUAUGAAGCUGUUGGCAUUUUACAAAUGGUAGUGAGCCUAAUAUUAAUGCUUUGGACACUAACUGAGGAGGAAGGAAACAGACACCUGUCAGUGGUGUGGUCAGGUAUGUGUGUAUGUGUGUGUGUGUAUCAGAAGAUAAUCGUCUUUGAGAGAGUGCGAUGGUGUGCUAUCUGUCUUUUAUUUGCAUAGGACGUAAUUCUUUUGGCUGCAAUUUCAACUCUCAGCUUCUGAGCUGCAUGUGAAGAACUAUAAAUACGGUCGUUUCUACUCUUGAUGUGAAACCUCUUUUGCGAAUGCAAGAAAAGUUUAAAAAUUCAAAUCUGUCACGCUCCUGUUAUGGGGGCAGCACAAACGUUCAGUUAGAAAUUAUUCAUAAUGAGCUCACAAUAUGGUUACUGUUUGUUUUCUCUUCAUUUUUUUUUUUUUUUUUUUAUUUUAAGGGCAAAGAAAAUGUUUGUCCUUUCUUUCACUGGAAUGAAGUCAUUUUGUAAAGGGCUUGGAAGAGCAUCCAAAUGACCAUCAUGGUCCUUAUCUGUUUUUAAAGAGAAG